Eremothecium sinecaudum is the source of this 2262-nucleotide messenger RNA. It is a transcript of the gene ABZ1, whose product is annotated as 4-amino-4-deoxychorismate synthase. Gene Ontology annotation, biological process: L-tryptophan biosynthetic process. The transcript has a single exon. Bases 1 to 2262 code for a protein of 753 amino acids. Lineage: Eukaryota; Fungi; Ascomycota; Saccharomycetes; Saccharomycetales; Saccharomycetaceae. The record is from RefSeq and is a predicted model, not a curated record.
AUGGGAUUCCGUAUACUAUUUAUUGAUUCAUAUGAUUCUUUCUCCUAUAAUGUUGUUCAACUGAUUCGAGACCAAGGCGAUGACAUUGAAGUUGUAGUUAUACAUAAUAACACCUUCAGCAGCUUUGAGAAAAUUCGGAAGUAUUUGGACUUAUUCGAUGCUCUAGUGGUUGGACCUGGGCCUGGAAACCCAGUAAAUGGUGCCUCAGAUGUUGGAAUUAUAGAGGAACUAUUUAAGAGUGAUAUUGAUAUCCCCAUCUUGGGUGUGUGUUUGGGUAUGCAGAGCAUGUGUUACGCAUACGGCUGCGAGAUCAAGCAGUUAGAGAAGAUUAAGCACGGUCAAGCAUGCCCAAUAUAUUUGCACCCAACUGCCGAUGAACUAUUCAACUCAUUCGAGAGUGGCUACAUGUCUGUGAGAUACCAUUCUCUUCACGUUGUGAGCUUAACUGAUAAGGUUACUCCGCUUGCAUACUGUAACGAUGAGGACAUUGAGGUAUUGAUGGCUGCUAAGAUUGUCGGGAAGCCUUGGUAUGGUGUCCAAUACCACCCAGAGUCAUGCUGCUCUGAGAAUGGUGAUCACCUUAUCAGGAAUUUCAUUAAAAUCGCCAAGACAUAUAAUCAAACUAGCGGGAGAUUAUUCAAUGUCUUACAACCACUAAGUAAUAACGUGGUACGUACGGAAGAAAUGCUUCAAAUCCUUGAUGAGUGUAUUGACCAUACUGCAAUAUACAUGAAGGAGCAAGUUAAGUCUAAGGAUAUAUAUAUUGAAAAGUUUCCUGCUCCUAGUUCAACAGAUUUGACUUUGCAGAUAUGUGAUCGCAUUGAUUCACCAUUCUUCUUACUUGCGUCAUCGUCCCUGAAACCAAAUUGUGGCGAAAUGUCAAUCCUUGCGCUCCCAUCUGAGAGAUGUACGGUGAUCACCCACUAUGGACAGUUGAAAAAGACUACGAUUCACAAGUGGAGGGACCCUAAGAUUACCGUCGAGAAAUAUGCUGCUGCGCUUCAUGGUAAGGAGCAGUCCGCUCAUAUUCAGGUUGUUGAUGAAGACCGUCAACAGUUUUGGUCAACCGUCGGCGGAUUUGUGAAGGAACAGAGUAUUUCAAACGAGCCGGAUUUACCUUUUAUUGGUGGAUUUGUUGGUAUUCUCGGUUACGAAAUCGGACAGCAUACAGAACAUUACUUCGAACGCGAAAUCAAGCCAGACGCAAAGCUAGCAUUUGUGGAGAACUCAAUUCUUAUUGACCACAAAUCUGGUACCAUAUACCUUAUUUCUCUAAACAAUGAUUUUCCCGUCGCUGUAAGAGAAGCUGUCGUUGCGCUUCUCGCACAGUGGAAGACUGCGGCCACUCCUAAGCUGGAGUGGCCAACUAAUCUGCCAGCAGACGUGAAGUUCAAUAUCAAGAUGCCUUUAGCAGAGGCCUACGAGGACGCUUUUAACAAAGUGCAGGAAUAUCUUCACCAGGGUCAAAGUUACGAGAUCUGUAUCACUACGCAGACAAAAAUCACACCGGACAGUCGUAUAGAACCCUGGCGCAUUUUCCAGACCCUGGUAGUCAAGAACCCUGCUCCGUUUUCAAGUUAUAUCAACUUUUCCGACAUCACACCAGAACAGAGCGACAUGUGUCUGAUCUCCACAUCUCCGGAGCGCUUUAUAAAGUGGACCCCGGACACCUGUGAGCUCAGACCUAUUAAGGGAACCGUCAAAAAGGUCCCUGGAAUCACCACUGAGCAGGCAACUGCCAUUUUAAAGACCCCUAAAGAGCUCGGUGAAAACCUUAUGAUCUUGGAUCUCAUCCGCAAUGACCUAUUUGAGCUUCUCCCCCGCGUCUCUGCGGAUGACAUAAUGAGGGUCGAAGAAUAUGAAACGGUUUACCAACUAGUGAGUGUAGUUAAAGCGCAUGAAAUGGAAAAGACGAUAUAUAGCGGUCUGGAUGUGCUCAAACAUUCCCUUCCACCGGGGUCAAUGACUGGUGCCCCAAAAAAGAGGACUGUCGAGCUUCUCCAGCACGAAAUUGAAGAUAAGCUCAACAGCCACCUGCCUGAAUGUCGUGGUAUUCGCGGCAUCUACUCAGGUACCACCGGCUACAUAAGCGUCAACGGUAAUUCGGACUGGAGUGUUAAUAUCAGGUGUAUGUAUUCUUAUGACAACGGUUCCAACUGGUAUAUCGGAGCUGGCGGUGCGAUAACAGUCCUCAGUACCCUCGACGGUGAAUGGGAAGAAAUGCACACUAAGUUAGAAGCUGCACUCCAGGUUUUCCAAUAA